AUGUGGCUGAAAAGCCUAAACGAAUCCACCGAUCUUGUGUUCACGCAAAUCAACGCAUCACCAGUCGAUACCAACUCGCUUCAAAUGGCAUUUGAGCAACUCACCGUCGAUCUAGAAGAAGUAGAAAAUUGCCGUGUUACUUCUACUAGAAGUAAAGAUAAACCAACUUAUAAUUUCGCUGAUGCUAUGCCGUCGAUAAUUCGAGCUAAACGAGUAAUUCCAACAGUUAAACGAAUCUUGAUGGAUGCUGGACGAUCAACUGGCGAUACCAAACCGCCAAAAUCAUCUAACGAUUAUUCUCGACGCAUACCUGAAAUGGAAAUCACCCCCUUUUCCGGUGAUAUAACACUGUACUCCAGUUUCAUUAAAUCAUUCCACUUGAAAUACGACGAACUCCCGAUUCCGAAGUCAGAAAAGUUACAACAUCUAAAAAGGCACUGUUUAGGUGAACCGCUGAAAAUUAUCGAAACUCUCGACCUAACCGAUAGUAAUUAUGAUCUCGCGCUCAACAAAUUGGACAUACAAUAUCACGACAAAGAGGAAGUUAUCGGCGCACUCUACGCUAAAUUGGAAAACUUACCAAAAGCUACAAACACGAAUGCAAGUUUACGUUCAACUUACUACGACAUCGAAGGUUUGCUCACAGCUCUCGAAUCCCAUGGUCAAAAUCUCGAUCUGUUCCCACCAUUGAAAGAUAAAAUUUAUUUCAAAUAUCCGAAUUGGUUAGUUCAUCAGGUUUGCGGAAAGACCAAACCAACAAUUAAAGAUUUCCAGAGAGAAAUCGGAUUACACGUAAAACUACGUUGUGGGCUUCAGGCAGCUGCAACUGCGCAGGGUUUGUCUCCAUCAACAAAACCGCAUUCAACUACCGCAGCUUUAGUUACUUCGAACGCAACAUCGAAAGCGUACAAUAAUAAAAACGCUGAAAAAACAGAAAAACCGAAGUCGCCACCAUAUUGUGUAUAUUGUAAUCAACAGCAUUACUCGGCCGAAUGCACUGUACAUACCACAGUCACAGCACGUCGAUCUUUAUUAAAAAAUCGCUGUCAUCUUUGCCUGAAUAAAAAUCACACGAAGGCGCAAUGUAAUCGCAAUACAACGUGUUAUUAUUGCAAACAGGUGAAAAGCCAUCACUCUUCGUUGUGUCUUCGCCAGUUUCCAGAAACGCCACUCGAAAAACCUGAAAAAAAUGAUGGUUCUGGUAAUGGUAAGCCAGAAGAGAAACCUGACAACGGAACACCACACACACGAAUGAAUUCGUUUAUUCAGACACAUCAAGGUGCUCAUUGCACUGCAAUAUUAACGAUAAUAAAUCCGAAAAACAACCGUCGUUAUCAAAUUAGAACACUAUUCGAUAAUGGAAGUAAUGAAACGUAUAUUUCCGAGAAAGCUGCACGUCGCAUCGGUUUAGAAUUAUCAAAAUUCAAGUCGAUUCCAAUUAAUGUUUUCCAUCACGAAUCACCUGUUACGUUUUCGUCAGCCACCACCUCGUUUAUCGUGACAAAUAACGCCGAUUUUCAUCUUAGGCUACGGACAUACUGCUAA
This is a messenger RNA of Planococcus citri (citrus mealybug), 1545 nucleotides long. RefSeq lists its product as uncharacterized. The coding region runs from base 1 to 1545 and encodes 514 amino acids. Lineage: Eukaryota; Metazoa; Arthropoda; Insecta; Hemiptera; Pseudococcidae. The record is from RefSeq and is a predicted model, not a curated record. The transcript has a single exon.